UGCAACUGCCUGCUCUCCGUGUGGAGGGGAGGGCCAACCAGCAAACAGCAGCAGCAGCAGGGCUGAGGCUCCAGCCAUGUCAGUUUGUUCUGCGCUGGACGAACGAUGAUAGAGCCAUGGCCAUGUCACUGAGCGCCGACGAUGAGGAUUACGACUCGGAGGCCGAGCAGCAGCGGCCCGCCAACCGCCCCAAGCCCAAGAUGGGGGCGUCGACCACGGUCAAGCUGCCGGCCAGCCGCUCCACGUCGGGGGCGCGGCGGCGGAGGACGCGCUGCAGGAAGUGCGAGGCGUGCCAGCGGACGGAGUGCGGCGAGUGCCACUUCUGCAAGGACAUGAAGAAGUUCGGCGGCCCCGGGCGCAUGAAGCAGUCCUGCAUCAUGAGGCAGUGCAUCGCGCCUGUGCUGCCCCACACUGCAGUGUGUCUGGUCUGCGGAGAGGCCGGGAAGGAGGACACGGUGGAGGAAGAGGAGGAGAAGUUCAACGUCAUGCUUAUGGAGUGCUCCAUCUGCAACGAGAUUGUGCAUCCUGGCUGUCUCAAGGUCAAAGACACGGGUGGCGUUGUGAAUGACGAGCUUCCUAACUGCUGGGAAUGUCCCAAGUGCAAUCAUGCCGGGAAGACUGGGAAAGCCUACAAGCAAAAAAGAGGUCCCGGGUUUAAGUACGCCUCCAACCUUCCUGGCUCCCUGCUGAAGGAGCAGCGUGUGAACCGUGACGUGAAGGAGGAGGCCGACCCGGGCAACGCCGCGGUAGCCGCCGCCGCUGCUGCUGCCGCCGCCGCCACUGCCGCCACCGCCACUGCCACCGCCACCGCCACCGCCGCCAAGAGGAAAGCCGAGCGCGAGGAGACCCCCAAACGCAAGCCCGAGGAGCCCCCCAAGAAGCGGCCCUCCGUCCCAUCACCCGACGGCCAGCCUCAGCCCAAACCCGAGGAGAACCCGCUCCGCAAGAAGAGGAAACUGUUCGAGAAGGAUGCCGACCCCAUCGCCAGGAAGAGGAGGAAGUCUUGGAAGUCUGACGACCCGCUGAUCCCCAAGCUUCAGCGGCAAAUCAAGAUGGAGCACGAGGAUGAAGAGGAACAGGAGGAAGAGGAGGAGGAGGAGGAAGAGGAGGAGGAGGAGGAGGAGGAAGAGGACAGGGACCUGGAGGAGAGGGAGUCAGAGAGAGAGCAAGGCGUAGAGGAGGAGGAAGAAGAGGAAGAGGAGGAGGAAGGGGCGGGAGAGGCAGAGGAGGAGGGGGCGGAGGAAGGGGACGAGGAGGACGCCGGUGGGGAGGACGUGCCGACCCCACCCGUCAGGACGCCCGCCCGGGAGAGCGACCAAUCGCGGUCCAGCUCCCCGAGGGCGGGGCCCAGCAGCGAGGGCGGCAGCGAGCCGCAGGAGAAGGGCCGCCUGCGGGCCCGGCGGAAACGGCGGUUACCCAGCAAGGAGCUGAGCAAGGAGCUGAGCAAGGAGCUCAACCAGGAGAUCCAGAAGACCGAGGACUGCCUGGCCAACGAGAACCGCCAGCCGCUCAAGUCCGAGCCCGAGAGCGAAAACGAGGAGCCCAAGAGGGCACUGGCCAACAACGGCGGCGAGCUGGCGGCCGACCGGCUCCGCCUCAAGGGCCGUGAGCUGAACGGCGGGGGCCCGCGUGAGCUCCGCAACCACCCCCACCUGCAGCAGCUCUCCCUGCUCAGCCUCAACCGCGGCCCGCCGGGGGGCCGGCCCCCGCCCCCGCGCUCCCCGCCCAAGUGCGUGCAGAUGGAGCGGCACGUCAUCCGCCCGCCCCCCAUCAGCCCCCCGCCCGACCGCCUGCCCCUGGUGGACGGCGGAGCCCACGCCGUGCGCCGAGAGGUGUGGAUGGCCAUAUUCGGCCACCUCUCGCACAGGGAGCUGUGCGUGUGCAUGCGCGUCUGCAAGACCUGGAACAGAUGGUGCUGUGAUAAGAGGCUGUGGACCAUGAUAGACCUGAACCGCUGCAAAUCCAUCACCCCGCUCAUGCUCAGUGGGAUCAUCCGCAGGCAGCCUGUCUCCCUGGACCUCAGCUGGACCAACAUUUCAAAGAAGCAGUUGAGCUGGCUCAUUAACAGGCUGCCAGGUCUCAGAGUUCUGCUCCUGUCCGGGUGCUCGUGGGUGGCGGUGUCCGCACUCUGCACCUCCAGCUGCCCGCUGCUCCGCACCCUGGACGUGCAGUGGGUGGAGGGCUUGAAGGACGCCCAGAUGAGGGACCUGCUCUCACCGCCGACCGACAACAGGCCAGGUCAGAUAGACAAUCGGAGUAAGCUGCGGAAUGUCGUAGAUUUACGGCUAGCAGGACUGGACAUCACGGACACCUCCCUGCGUCUUAUUAUCCGACACAUGCCUUUACUCUCGCGACUGGACCUCAGCUACUGCAACCACAUAACUGACCAGUCCAUAAACAUUUUAACCGCAGCGGGAACGACAACUCGGGAUUCCCUUACAGAGAUUAACCUGUCAGUUUGCAAUAGGGUCACAGACCAGUCCCUGACCUACUUCAAGCGCUGUGGAAGCAUCUGUCACAUUGACUUGCGCUACUGCAAACAGGUGACCAAGGAGGGCUGUGAACAGUUCGUAGCGGAGAUGUCCGUAAGCGUGCAGUUCGGACUCAUAGAGGAUAAACUACUGCAGAAAAUCAGCUAGUCAAUACUGGCGUGUCCAGUGCAUUGUGGGUACUGAAACACAAAGAACCCUGAUGGGUUUUUGCUUUUUUGCCAACGUACGGAACAGGAACGCGUGGUUUUCCGAAUAUGAUUUGUGUCGGACGAGGGAUUAUUAUUGUUUUUUUCCUCUUAAAUGUGGAAAAUGAACAGUGUUGGAAAACAGCGAACAAUACGAUGACGACACAAUGAGGAAUGGAAACACAUUUUGUCGUGCAAAAGGUGGAAGAGACUGACUUCAGUGCAUGGGGCUUCUCUGUGGAUAAGGCCGUCCCUCAGAUACCCAGGGAAUCAGGUGCGAACAUGUGCCCUGAUAACGGUGGCAGUUCGUCCUCUCAACGGGACCCCUGGUGUGUUCCGCCUCGGAGCAGAACUUUGAUUCGAGGAGAGACUGUGUAAAAAAAAAAAAAACGCAUGUUUUUUGUUUCUUUUUUUAUACUGUUAAGAUCCUACCAGCCUUUUAAGUUAAAAAAAAGUCACAUUGUGUUUAAGAAACACCACAAGGACCACAACUGAUUUUUUAAAAUUUUGUUUAUUCAUACAUUUUUUCCCUUUUGUUACAAUGCAAACCUCAUGCAUCGUGCCGAAUAUUUUUGUAUCGGAAAGUGUUUCAAGCUCUCUAUAUAUGCAGUAUUGGAUUCACACCGUUGUUCCAUUUUGAUUUCCAAUUUUUCAAUCUGCAUCAAUUGUUUUUCUUUUUGGCUGACUUUAUCCUGUACUUUGGAGUUAUGCCUGUACUAGCUUGUCCAGAUGGAGGUGUUAAUAUAUUAAUUUAUGCUGUGGUGUUCUAUCUGACGUGGGUAUUCCAAACUUGUCAGUACAGAGUUACUUUAUCUCUUUCUUAUGACUAUAUAUAUUCAGUCUAUUUCAAUGUGUUUAUACCUGGGAAUUCUAGGAAAACUAUUUGCACUGUUUGACUUGAAUAAAUAUAGCUAUUUUUUUCCAAGGAUCAUCAGCUAUUUAUAUGGGGAGUUUUGAGGGACUGAGGCUGUUAUGCACUGUCUUAUACUUACCUGUACAGUCACAUGAAUAAUUUAAUAUUAUUCAAACUGGGCCAAGUUUCAUUAUUUGAAUAUAAGUACCAAGAGCUGUAGGUGAUGAUAACCCUUAUUUAUAUUAAAGGAAUUCUGAUUACAUUCUGACAUUUUCAGGCAGCUCUGUUGGGAGUAAACAAGAUCCGUAAAACCUACCACCCAAUCAGCAACUGAGCAGGCUGUUUAUCCCAGCCCAGGUUAUUGCCUAAAGUCUGUUAAGGAGUGGUCAUGAUGGUAAAAUGAUAAAUCCAUUAGCUAUUGAAAAAAAAACCCUAAAUUCUAAAUAUUCUGAGUAUGGCAGAGGUAGGUCCCACAUCAGAGGAAGAAAGGAUACACUGUUUGGGUGAUGUCUGACUUCAUUCAACACUACGAAAUCACUCUGAGCAGACAGCAGAGAGUAACCUUGCUUGGCUAAGCUACACCGCUGCGGCGGUGCUGUCAGCUGUUCCUCCUCGUUCAGCCCCGUGGAUGACAUCACCGGUCUUGUGUUUUCUUUGUCGGUGAUGUGCUACGCCCUGCAGGCCAAAGGGGGAACUGGGGGAAUGUGCUCACAGCAGAUUCGUAAGGUUGGCUGAAGGCGCCCUCAUACACUGUCCACAAACCUGGCAGGUUGCAAUGUGCCAGAUUCAGGUUGCCUUUGACUACCUUAAGCACACAGGAGUGUUUGGGGGAUAAAUAAAUCCAGAGUGAACAAGAUCCUGACAUAUUCCAGAAUUUAAUUGCUUUAUCCUCCACCAGAUACCAUUUCCAAAUAUCUAAUCACUACUGACAUUUCAGACCUUUAAUUUGAUUAAGUAUCUUGUGCCUCCCCCUCUUGUUUCCCUCAUAAGACCUUCACAGAUCAGUGGUUAAAAUAUCAUACUGGAGGGUGUAUAGUGUCCCCUAGAAUGUUUACGCAUCAAACUGCAUCUUCGGAAAGCAAGCUCACCCUCCCCAAGUGAGGUCCACGUUGCCGAAUCUUCCUGCCUGCAUUUUCCCCCCUCUGUCUCAUGCCCCUCUGCACGGAGUCUACUAUUGCUGCAUCCACCCCCC
Messenger RNA from Megalops cyprinoides (Indo-Pacific tarpon), 4722 nucleotides. RefSeq names its product lysine (K)-specific demethylase 2Ba (gene kdm2ba). Gene Ontology annotation, biological process: regulation of transcription by RNA polymerase II; protein demethylation. The record is from RefSeq and is a predicted model, not a curated record. Bases 117 to 2639 code for a protein of 840 amino acids. Gene Ontology annotation, molecular function: histone demethylase activity; zinc ion binding; protein binding. NCBI's taxonomy places the organism in Eukaryota, Metazoa, Chordata, Actinopteri, Elopiformes, Megalopidae. The transcript has 10 exons.